CUCAGGAACUAUUGAUUAGAUAUUUAUUGAGGUAGGCUAUAAGCUUAAAUACUAUCACGCUAUCCAUUGGAGUAGAGCGACAUUGAGAAAUGUUAGAAAAACGAAAGAAAUAUCACUAGUGAGUGCGUGCGCUGCGUCAACAGUUAAAGUUGCAUAAAAGUCGUGCAACCAUGACGGAAUUAUCUCUAUAAAAAGUCCGCGGAAAAUCUAUAUAGUUUCCGGUUACGCUUUUCAUGAAAAUUGACUUUGAUUUAUAAAGAGGCUGGUUUUCGAAAGUUUUAUUUUGAACGGUGCUAAUUCUGAUUGAAAUAAAUAUGUAAAGCGUUUCAAGUAUUUCAUUUUAAGCAAAGUGGCCCUUUAGGUCAUUUAAUUUCAGCGAAAAUUUUAGGAGAUUGUUGCGCAAUAACCAGUUCGGUUGGUGACUUCGCAAUAAACUAUAAUCGAUUAAAAAAAUCGCAACAACGCAGAAUAAGACAAACAAGGAUUCUGAAAUAAUAAAUAUAAAUAAAAUAACGUACAACUAUCAAGCCUACCGAAAUUUGAAAAAAAAAAAAAUCUUGGCGCUCUUUUUUACUUUUAGAACUUUAGAAUGUUCUUAAAAAGUGUUGUGUUGUUCUGACCGUGUAAUUUUUUUACGAACAAGGCAAUUCAUAAUUUUAUUAACAAAAUGCAAGUACUUAUCGAAAAUCCCGAUGUUAAUGAAUUAGGAUACAUAAUUGCAAUUGCCAAUUUGAACGACAAACAUGAUAGAUCCGCUCCUUCUCAUUACCAUUGGAAAAUUCUUAAAUGCAGGAUGAUUAUAUUUUCUAAUUCAUCGAUCCUGGCUUGCCCAGACAAAAACGACCUAAAACAAGUUCACAUAAUUUUCAAUAAGGCUGGCGAUGACUACGACAAGUUAAAUUCAUUGUUUCUGAAGUUUUCUCUAGUGCAAGAUGGCGCAAUUCAGCUGGUCACUCCAGAAAUAUUUCGUCUAUGUUUUCAUUACACAAUGACGGCAAGACUGGCGCCAGUAUGGAGUGCGUUAGGAGAUAAUUAUCUUAUAAAUAACAGAGACUUUCUAAUACAGAGAGGACCUCAAGAAGGUGUUCAAUUUGAUAUUUCAGUUGAUGAUGCCUACACUCUUAUAGAACUUAAGGCUGUUAAAAUAAAUCUUAUGGUUACAGAAAAGGACUUUUUUCCUGGCGAAUGGAUACGUGUUCUUCCAAGUCUCAACAAGGCUAUCGUUGACGAGAGCCACGAAACUUUACCAGAGGUGGCAAAAUUUAAAUCUUAUAAAGAUUUACGUCGCCACUGGAAGAAUAUACAUGGGUAUCGGCUUCCUGAAGAAGAAAGUACAUAUUACUCUAUCCAAUUCUGGCGCGGAGAACCGCUGCUAUAUCCAAAGUUAUGUGUGAUAAGAAAUUUUCCUAUCGUAACUCCCGUACCUAAGUCCCUAGAGAAAAUGAUAGUCACCAGAUUUCUAAGUUGUUUGAACAGCAAGAUGUCAAGCUUCCUCGGCACGCCACUGAUAAUAAAAAUGCAAACCGCACAAUUUGAAAAUGACACCGCGGCCCACGCGGUGUCCAGUACUAUUUUAUCUGAGACCCAAAAUGUGAGUCUUUGCACACCAACACAACGCAGCAGACGCUCUUAAGUACCUAAUGUGCAACUGUGUGUGUAUUCAAAUAUUAUUUGUUAAUAGAAAUAAAACAAAGUUUUU
This is a messenger RNA of Trichoplusia ni (cabbage looper), 1699 nucleotides long. RefSeq lists its product as uncharacterized. Bases 668 to 1633 code for a protein of 321 amino acids. Lineage: Eukaryota; Metazoa; Arthropoda; Insecta; Lepidoptera; Noctuidae. The transcript is spliced from 8 exons. The record is from RefSeq and is a predicted model, not a curated record.